UUGGGUGUUUUUUUUUUUUCUGUCUCUUCUAAUAUCCAAAAUCCAACUACCUCAUCGAAACACAACAAUCCGUCCUUGGCAAAAUCAUCAACGAGACAGCCUGAAAGUCGGCCAAAAUGGCGACCACUUCAGUAAACUCGCCAAAUGUCAACAAUCGUUCGUCGCACAAUACUGAUACCAAUGAUGGCGAAAUAAUAACCACAUUGACCAAAAUGCAAACUACCUUAGACAACGCAGUAAAAGUUUCGAAAAAUAUGCGUGUUGAUGUUAAAAAAUCCAUAGACGAUCAAAUAGAGCUUCUAAAAUCCAACAUAAUACCGCAAGUAAAAAUCCUAAUAUCGAACGUGGUCCAGGCUCAAAACAAAGAAUCAGCAUAUCGUAAACGAAUAACUGAACUAGAAAUAUCACUGCAACUAAAGAAUCAAGCAGAAUCAGACAAGCUGGAAAAUAUUGAAAAAAUGAUUCUAGAAAACAAAGAAGCGUUAACCAAAAUAAGUAAUCAAGGCAGUGAUACCAACAAAAAAACAUAUGCAAAAGCAGCAACAAUAAAUAUCGGUCGUCAAAAAGCAGCACCAAAAAACAGCUAUGCAUCUAUAUUAUAUCUCAAAGAUGACGAAGAAAAAACCAAAACCUCAACCGACGCUCUACAGGUCGCCAGAAAAUUAGUCUGCUCAAAACCAGCUGGUACUGCAAUAAUAGCAAACAAAUUACUAUCAAAUGGUAAAAUCAUGAUCUUCUCUAAAGAUGAAAAUUCAAAAGCGAAUCUUGACAAUCUAAUCAAUGCUUCUGAUGAAAUGAUAUCAGAGGAACCGAAACGCCAAAACCCGGUUAUCCUGUUAAAAGGAGUGCCUAAAGAAAUCGAUCGUGAUGACGUACCAAAAAUCAUCAAAGACUGCAAUCAAGAUAUUGCCAAUGCCUGUGAAAAUGAAGAUUCCAUCACCGUAGUCUAUCUAAAAACCAACAGAAAAGAGCAUCUAGUCAAUGUAGCUAUCAAAGUCACCCCAACAAUCCGCAGAAUAAUCCUAGAAACACUAGAUCGUAAUGUAUCGUUUGGCUUCAAUCUGGUUUACGCAGAAGAUGCAUCUCCAGUCCGUCAAUGCUUCCACUGCCUUAGCUUUGGACAUACACAAACGAAAUGUCCCGUAAAAGAAAAAAAUAAAGAAGAAUUACCGCAAUGUAUGCAUUGUCCAGGCAAACACCUAAAAGCCAACUGUCCUGAAAAAAACAAAAAAGUGAUAUGCUGCAACUGUGCCAAACAACCUGGAACGUCUAACAAACAACCAGAAAACAUUAACCAUUCGCCAAUUAGCGAAAAAUGUCCAAUAUACAAAGCGGUACUGACUAAAGCAAUAAGUAAAAUAGACUAUGGAUACUAG
This is a messenger RNA of Dermatophagoides pteronyssinus (European house dust mite), 1376 nucleotides long. RefSeq lists its product as uncharacterized. The record is from RefSeq and is a predicted model, not a curated record. NCBI's taxonomy places the organism in Eukaryota, Metazoa, Arthropoda, Arachnida, Sarcoptiformes, Pyroglyphidae.